Fusarium tjaetaba is the source of this 936-nucleotide messenger RNA. RefSeq lists its product as uncharacterized. The record is from RefSeq and is a predicted model, not a curated record. Lineage: Eukaryota; Fungi; Ascomycota; Sordariomycetes; Hypocreales; Nectriaceae. The coding region runs from base 1 to 936 and encodes 311 amino acids. Gene Ontology annotation, molecular function: protein binding. The transcript has a single exon.
AUGGAAGGUCAAAGCUCCUUGAAGUCUCUAAUCACCCCCAAGCUGCUAAUGCAGCUCGCGGAUGCCUAUCUUGCUUAUUCUAAAACUGAAGAGCUUGACUUCACUAUUGCCCAGUCCGACGCCUUCAGCGCAAACUUCAAAAAAGUAUGCCAAGAAAGCAAGGCUCGAGCUGCACUUAUAGCACUCAGUCACCUCGGCCACAAUGGAAUCCUCCCAACUCCUGUAGAGCUCGACCUUAUGUCCUUCCUCCCCGAACCAUCUUCCCCAGAAUUCCCGCAACAGUGCUUCGGUCUCCAACUUCUUCUCGAUCAAGCGUCAAGAAUCCUCUUUACUAGCAUCGAAGCUCGUUGGCAAGUUGCAUACUUUGGACCUCUUGCUAGACGUCUUGCUGGACAAUGGUACGCGCUACCUCACCAUCUACGCCCGCAUUCAUGGCAGAGAUGGAAAGACGAUGUUGGCGUUAGUAGUUUUAGCUUCUGGGUUUCGACGCAAGUCAUGUGGGCAGCCCCUUUUCUCCACGCCGAAGAUCUAGGGAGUCAAGAGAUUGGAUUGGAGUUAUCAAACGAUUUACGUCAAGCUGUUGAAGAAUACACCCAAACACGAGACCCGCAUCGGGAGACAAGGAAUAAGACGUUGAAAGAUGAUCUAAUUUUUAUAAGAGAGGUUGUCAAGAGUCCGCCAAAAGAUGAAGACGGUACUAUCAGUAUGGCGGCCUGGACUUAUUGGUGGUGCAUGAUCCUGGACGCUCACUGGCCUAUCAUCGCGCGAUUUGGUCGCUAUCCUUACCGCAAUGCUGCGUUUGGUAGACCUAGUACAAGGGACGAAGAGAAAUGGUUGGAUGAUAUAAAUCACUUUUCUGAGGCCUCUCCUGAAGAUGCUAAGCGCAUUCGAGAAGAUGUAGAGAAGGGUCAGUGGACCCCACUUGGAGAGAGUUGA